CAACUCUGGUGACUUGCUUCUAGAAAAGUCGGCAUUUUUCGCAUUUUCACAUCGCACGGCACAUUUUGCAGCGAGUUUCAUUCAAAAACUCUUCAACAAAAAAAAGGAAAAAGGACAGCAAGUAGCCAGCGUCAUCCGCUCCGCCAGCAGAAAUGGACAAGGUGAACGAACUCAAGGAAAGGGGCAACCAGGCGCUGAACGCCGAGAAAUUCGACGAGGCGGUGGCGGCAUACACAGAGGCCAUCGCGCUGGAUGGUCAGAACCAUGUGCUCUACAGCAACCGUUCGGCGGCGUUCGCCAAGGCCGGAAAGUUCCAGGAGGCUCUGGAGGAUGCGGAGAAGACCAUCCAGCUGAAUCCCACCUGGCCGAAGGGUUACUCCCGCAAAGGGGCCGCCGCUGCAGGCCUGCACGACUAUAUGAAGGCCUUCGAGGCGUACAACGAGGGUCUCAAGUACGACCCCACGAACGCCAUACUCCUGCAGGGUCGCACGGACAUCACGGCCUCGGCCCUGAACUACAUGCAAUCGCACGGCGAUAUCCCCAUGGACGUAGAUCCCCAGCAGACGCGCAGCCGGCGGGCUCCGUCGCCGCCGCCAUCGAAGCCCGCUGAGCCCCAGAAGCCCGCCGAGCCGCGGGUGGAGGACAUGACCGAGGAGCAGAAGAAGAAGUACUUUGCCAAGAAGGAGAAGGAACUGGGCAACGCCGCCUACAAGAAGAAGGAGUUCGAAACGGCCCUGAAACACUACAACGCUGCCAUCGAACACGAUCCCACGGAUAUCACGUUUUACAACAACAUAGCUGCCGUUUACUUCGAGCGCAAGGAGUUCGAGGAGUGCAUCAAGCAGUGCGAGAAGGGCAUCGAGGUCGGUCGCGAGAGUCGCGCCGAUUUCAAGCUGAUAGCCAAGUCCUUUGCCCGCAUCGGGAACACCUAUCGCAAGAUGGAGAACUACAAGCAAGCCAAGAUUUACUACGAGAAGGCCAUGUCCGAGCAUCGCACGCCUGAGAUCAAGACCUCGCUGAGCGAGGUGGAGGCGAAGAUCAAGGAGGAGGAGCGAACGGCCUACAUCAAUCCGGAGAAGGCCGAGGAGGAGAAGGAGCAGGGCAACCACUACUUCAAGAAGGGCGACUACAGCAACGCCGUUAAACACUAUACCGAGGCCAUCAAGCGCAACCCGGAUGACCCCAAGCUGUACAGCAACCGCGCCGCCUGCUACACUAAGCUGGCCGCCUUCGAUCUGGGCCUCAAGGACUGCGACUCUUGCAUCAAGCUGGACGAAAAGUUCAUCAAGGGCUACAUCCGCAAGGGCAAGAUCUUGCAGGGCAUGCAGCAGCAGUCCAAGGCCCAGGCCGCCUACCAAAAGGCCCUUGAGCUAGACCCCAACAACGCGGAGGCCGUCGAGGGCUACCGCCAGUGCUCGAUGAACUUCCAGCGCAAUCCGCAGGAGGUGCUCAAAAACGCCAUGUCUGAUCCGGAGAUUCAGCAGAUCCUCAAGGACCCGGCCAUGCGCAUGAUUUUAGAGCAGAUGCAGAACGAUCCCAAUGCAGUCAAAGAACACUUGCAGAAUCCAGCCAUCGCCGAUAAGAUAAUGAAACUGCUGGAAUCGGGCAUUAUUCAGAUACACUAGGCACUCCACCCCAAAAAAAGAACACACUCCCUCACACUCACCAACUCACACACAAACCAUAUUGAUAAACAUUCAGGAGACAAACCCCCAACAAUACGCAUUAUACAAAAUUUAUGGCACCUCUAAGCUGGUUAACUAUGUAUCGUUUUUGAUGAAACGGGCCACAAUUAAUGCUAAACGUAAUUACCUUAGAAAUCGCAACGCCUAAAUGCAGAACGACGAUAAACUACCACUAACUAAAGAAAUUUAAACUAAAAGGAGAAAACAAAAUCAUUGAUAAAUGUCUGCCUAGUUGAUUUACGCAGAUGGAAGGAGUAGGCUCCAAACGUCAAGGUUCUUAUUUUCUUACUACAAUAAAUAUGCUGUAGCUUAGCUCUAAAA
Messenger RNA from Drosophila subpulchrella, 2006 nucleotides. It is a transcript of the gene Stip1, whose product is annotated as stress-induced-phosphoprotein 1. Lineage: Eukaryota; Metazoa; Arthropoda; Insecta; Diptera; Drosophilidae. The coding region runs from base 153 to 1625 and encodes 490 amino acids. The record is from RefSeq and is a predicted model, not a curated record. The transcript is spliced from 4 exons. Gene Ontology annotation, molecular function: Hsp90 protein binding.